AAGUUCAGACAUAGCCAUCCCCAAUUUAGAACUGUCGAUCAGAAAAAACAGAAAAAAAAAAAGGACUUACUAGUGACAGUUAUAAUGGCUGCAUAGUUCAAGAUGCGGAGCUUGUUCAGCGCCAUUUCGGGCGUCUAGCCUUGGGAACUCCGAUAUUUCUUUUAUCAGUAAAGUGGUAGCAAUGUUGUGUUUGUUCCAGUGGAAUUCCUUCAGGUGUUUUCUACUCUUUAUCUGAUUGUGCGAAUGCGCUUUUACACGCAAGAGUAUGUAGCUUUUACAGAUCACCACUAGAAGUCCACCACACGAAGAACAGGUCCAUCAUUUGUUGUCAAGUGUUUUUAGAAGGAAUACAAAAAAGCAUCGCUUCAUGAUGACGUACACAGUUUGGACUGUUUUGACACUGGCCGCUGUAAUAGUUUUUUGCACGGGCUCUGACCCUUAUUGUCCAAAUCCCGUCUAUGAUCUAUGCAAAUGCAACAUUCGACAAAACAGGGUUAUCGUCAGUUGUUCUGAUAUUAUAAUCAAGAAACAAAUACAAGUAAUUCUUGAAAAUUACCACAAUAUUCAUAUAAGUGAACUAAUAUUUAGAGCUUCUGAUAUGAAAGACGUUCAGUGGAAAUGGUUUCAAAAUAUGAAUGUAUCUAAACUGAUACUGGAAGACACUUCAAUUUCUUUUGACGGUAAAUCAGACUCAGUUGACAUGGGGAAAACCUUAAACGAACUUUUUAUUUCGAAUGGAGAGCUUGCUGGUGGUCUAGAUGGUCUUCGUUUGCAAAGUUUUAAAAGGAUUCAACGUCUGUUUCUUUUAUACAUCGAUUUGCCAAAUCUAGCAUCGCACAUUUUCCCAGAUACCUUACAGGUCUUGGAGCUGGUCGAAAACAAUAUUUCAGAUUUAGUUACUGGACUUUUCUCAAAUCUAAAAGACUUAGAAAGUUUAAGCGUGAAAGAAAAUAAUAUUCAGACAGUACAUAGGAACUUAUUUCCUUCUGUAUGUAAAUUAACACAUCUGGAUAUGAGCUACAACUAUAUUAAACACUUGCCAAACGACUUUUUCGCUGAAAUGCCUUAUAUUAAACAAGUGAGGUUAGAGCACAAUAAACUGACCACAAUAUCUAAACAGGUGUGGUAUCCUGUAUGGCAUCAACUACAUACUGUGUCACUAAUGGGAAACGAACUGAUUUGUGACGCCAAAAUCCGGUGGAUUUACGAAAGUCUUGAAAUUACCACGAAUCUUUUUGGAACUUGUGACUCUCCUGCUUGGCUUCGGGAUGUUCAUCUACUGUCGUUAAUAUCAGAAGAUCUAGAAUAGGGAUCAUUUGAAGAGUAUUUUAGCAUUUUUUUGAAAUAUCAGAAAAUGUUAAAUAUGAAAUGAAAUCUGCUUUAAUUGUUAAAAAAUCGCUUGUAGUUUAAAAUUUACAUAUUAACUGAAAUAGAUUAGUUCUAAGUGAUUUUAUUUUAAAAAAAUAUUAAUUGUAACCUUCGGUGUGGUUUGUUCACAUAUUUAAAAAUAUUAUUUUACUAAAAUACAUAAGUCCAGAAUCAUGGUUUAAAGUGAUAUUAAUUUGGAUGUAAGAUUAAAACACCAUUUCCUGUGAACUGUUCGUUUCUUCUGCCUAGUUUGGAGACGACGUUUUGGCGUCUGUGCUGAGUACUAUAUCUGCACAGAGCCCGAAACGUCAUCUCCACAACUUGAUAGAAGGAAGGAGCAGUCCAUAGGAAACUACUAAGAAUGUCAACACACUGCGAAAAGUAUAAUUUAAAAGUAAAAUGAAAAGACAUAUUUUCUGUAUUUCAUUCCGGUUACUAGAUGUACUGAAGUGAGUCUGAACGUAAUAAAAGCAAUAAAGAAGAAUUGCGUAAAUUUUCAAAA
Limulus polyphemus (Atlantic horseshoe crab) is the source of this 1870-nucleotide messenger RNA. RefSeq names its product connectin-like. The transcript has 5 exons. The coding region runs from base 368 to 1309 and encodes 313 amino acids. The record is from RefSeq and is a predicted model, not a curated record. Gene Ontology annotation, molecular function: protein binding. Lineage: Eukaryota; Metazoa; Arthropoda; Merostomata; Xiphosura; Limulidae.